This is a messenger RNA of Mangifera indica (mango), 6452 nucleotides long. Its product is annotated as putative disease resistance RPP13-like protein 1. NCBI's taxonomy places the organism in Eukaryota, Viridiplantae, Streptophyta, Magnoliopsida, Sapindales, Anacardiaceae. The record is from RefSeq and is a predicted model, not a curated record. Bases 1784 to 2950 code for a protein of 388 amino acids. The transcript has 9 exons.
ACGUCGGAGGGGAAUCUUUUAAGAAUUGCCUUCUUCACGUUGACUAUAUUGGCUGGCUUGUUAUGAAGAAUUGAAAGGAUAUUUAUCAGCAUUUCAAAGUUCAUUACAACCACAUCUACAAACUCAUAUUUUUCUUCAGCUCUCUUAUCUGUACGAACGGUUACCUGAUUCUCUGAUUAUGGCUGAAGCACUUGUUUCCGGUGUCUUACAGCAGUUGACUGCAGUUGCUGGUGAAGGCAUACAACAGAAGGUGAGGCUAGUUGUUGGUGUUGACGAAGAAGUUAAAAAGCUGAGUAGCAAUCUUGAAGCUAUUCAAGCUGUGUUCGUUGAUGCAGAGGCAAGGCAGGUGACAGAGACAGCUGUAAGACGUUGGUUAGGUCAGCUCAAACAGGCUUCCUAUGACAUUGAAGAUGUGUUGGAUGAGUGGAACUACGCCAUUCUAAAACAAAAACUAGAGGGAGUUGAAGAUGCUACCGGUCCUAAGAAGAAGGUGUGUUUCUUCUUUCCCUCGUAUUGCUUUUCAUUCAAACAAGUUAGUUUACGUAAUGACAUUGCAAUCAAGAUAAAAGAAGUUAAUGAAAAUCUAGAUGUCAUUAUGAAACAAAAAGAGAGGUAUAGUUUUAAUACUAUCACAAAGGUCGAAAGGCCAGAACAUGUACAAACGACUUUAUUUAUUGAUGUGUCUGAGGAGAUGUGUGGUCAAGAUGCCUGUAAAAGCAUUUUAAUAGAUAAAUUAUGUGCAAGCACUAAACAACGCCUCCCUAUCAUCUCUCUUAUAGGCAUGGGAGGUAUCGGAAAAACAACUCUUGCUCAAUUUGCCUAUAAUGAUGAUAUAUUGAUUAAUAGUUUUUGAUAAAAGAAUAUGGAUAUGUGUAUCAGAACCUUUUGAUGAAUAUAGAAUUGCUAAAGCAAUUAUUGAGGCUUUAGAAGGUUCUACUUUGAAUUUAAAUGAAUUGCAAUCACUUCAUGAACAUAUUAGUACAUCAAUUCAAAGGAAGAAAUUGUUUUUGGUGUUAGAUGACGUGUGGAAUGAGGAUUUCAAAAAAUGGGAACCAUUAUAUCGUUGUUUGAAGAAUGGUGUCCAUGGAAGUAAAAUUUUGAUUACAACACGCAAGGAGUCAGUUGCAAAAAUCAUGGGUUUGAUGGAUAUUAUCAAUGUUCAGGGGCUGAGUGAUGAUGAGUGUUGGUUGUUGUUUAAACGAAUAGCAUUUUUUGGUAGGCCUCUUGAGGAAUGUGAAAGACUAGAAGAGAUUGGCAAAAAGAUUGCAAGCAAGUGCAAGGGUUUGCCUCUUGCUACAAAGACUUUAGGAAGUCUCUUGUGCUUUAAAAAACGUUGGGAAGAGUGGAAAUGUAUCUUAGAUAGUAAAUUAUGGAAACUUGAAGAAAUCAAAGAAGAUGUUUUCCGACCAUUAUUAUUGAGUUAUAAUGAUUUGCCUUGUAUAAUAAAAAAAUGUUUCGCAUAUUGUGCUAUCUUUCCUAAGGAUUAUAGAUUAGAAAAAGAUGAAUUGAUUAAACUAUGGAUGGCUCAAGGAUAUGUUAAAGAAUAAGAAAAUAAGACAAUGGAGAUAGUUGGUGAAGAGUAUUUUGAUUAUUUAGCUUCACGAUCAUUGUUCCAAGAGUUUAAACUAGAUGAUUAAAAUAAUGUGAUUGGAUGUAAGAUGCAUGAUUUAGUGCAUGACUUUGCUCAAUUCUUAAAUAAGAAAAUGAAUGUGUCCAUAUAGAAGUUGAUGGUUCUAAGGAGCUACUCAUAAGCUCUUUUAAUCAUGAGAAAGUUUGUCACGUGAUGAUAACAAUUUGUAGUGAAGGUUUAUUUCCUGAUUCCAUAUUUAGUUUUAAAAGGAUGUACAGUUUCUUAUAUAAUAAUAAAGAUUCAGUGCCUCCUAAUAUGCUACCAAAAUUAUUUGGUGAAUUGACGUGUUUAAGGGCAUUAAGUAUAAGCAAAGGAUGGCAAUAUAAUGAAAGUCUGAUCAAAGACAUUCCUAAAGAGGUAGGAAAAUUAAUACAUUUGAGAUAUCUCAAUUUGAGGGGCUCAAGAAUGAUAAAACUUCCUGAAGCAUUAUGUGAAUUAUAUAAUUUGCAAACUUUAGACAUUACUAGAUGUGAUCAAUUGGAAGAAUUACCUCAAGGAAUGGAAAAAUUAAUAAACCUAAGGCAUCUACAAAAUUAUGGGACUUGGUCAUUAAGAUACAUGCCAAUAGGAAUUCAAAGAUUGAGUAAUCUCCGAACUUUAAGUAAUUUCGUGGUGAGUGAUGGCAAUGAUGAGAAAGCAUGUAGUCUUGAAGGUUUGAAAUACCUUAACCUCUAUGGAAAGUUGUACAUAGGAAUGUUGGGAAAUGUAUCAAGUGGGGAAAAGGUCAAAAAAUCAGAAAUAAAGAACCAGAAAAGCCUCUUUGGUUUGACGCUAGAUUUCGAAAAAAAUGUUGAUGGAAGAGAGAGGAGAAAUGAGGAGGAUGAAGCACUUCUUGACAUCCUACAACCAUCUUUAAAUUUGGAGAAAUUAAACAUAUUGACUUACAGAGGCAACAGUAAUUUGCCCAACUGGAUGAUGUCCUUAACCAAGCUCAGACACUUAACUCUUAAUUGUUGCAGUAACUAUAAGCAUUUGCCACCCUUGGGAGAAUUGCCAUCCCUUGAACAUUUAGAUAUCAAUUUUAUGAACGGUUUGAAAAGUGUGAGUAAUGAAUUUUUGAGAAAAGAAACUGACGGUACAUCUUCCUGCUCUGUUUUCUUCCCCAAACUGAAAAGAAUUAUAUUUUGGUGGUUGUCUGAGUGGGAAGAGUGGGAUUACAAUGUUACUAGAGUUGGAGAAGAAGAUAUUACAAUCAUGCCAUCUCUUAUUUUCUUGAAUAUUGAGAACUGCCCCAAAUUAAAGACACUACCAAAGCAGCUUGUUCAGAAUAAUGAAUUGGAAAAGUCUAUCUAUGGUUGUCCUCUGCUAGGCUACCCUUGAAGGUGUUAAUAAGAGGAAAUUCCAUUUGAGAUAUUCAGGUGGCAACCAGAGCCAGAGAGAAUGGUGCAACCAUUUAUAUUUUAAUGUAUGAGCAAGUAGCAGCACAUUACAAGUAAUUUUAUUUAGUUUAUUUCUUUAAAAUAAAUGUAUCUGUGAUUCAAUAUUUAUUUAUUUAUAUAUUUAUAUAUUUAUAUUUUUACUGAUCUCUAUGUCUUCUCUUUGUUUUUCAUGUUUAACCUAGAAAGAACAUUGGAACAUUAUUACAUGUUCUGUAUAUUCUUUCAUUUUUAUUCAGAACUGAAUUCUCUUACUGUUGGUUGCUCUUGUAUCAGGGGGUUUCUCAAAUUACUGUUGGUCAGAUUUUUUCAGUCUCUGCAUAAAAAAUAUUAAUUUUUUUUAUUCUCUGCGUAUUAAUUAUUAAAUAUUAAUGAAUGUAUAAUAAAUUCAGAAAAGAAGCGAUGAAUUAAACACACUAUUUAUUAAUUCUGCAAAAGAGUUUAGGGGGAAAAAAAAAAAAACACUCAUAUAUUAGACACUAUUUCUUUCAUUGUUCUUGACAAGAUUAGACUAGGGUUGCAAUUGAGUUGAGCUGAGUAAUUUUGGACUCGGAUCGAGAUAAGAAUAUAUGACAUGAGCUUGCUUGAGAAAUUGCAAUCUGUAGAUUAUAUAUUUAUCAAUUGCCCUUCAUAUUCAAAGUAGGGGCAAAUGAAUAUUAAAAAUGUUGUGAAGUAUUUUCUAGGCUAUUUAGAUUAGUUAGAAAAACAGAGCAUUUUCCAAAACCAAAGUGUGAAACUCUGAAAUUUUUAUGAUGGCCAACCUAGUUUUCAAAUAUAUCAGACUUUUUAAGAUAUUGCAACAAGGCAGCUGCUAGGACCAAAGUCUACAUAACGAAGAAGGGGAGAAAAAGAGCCGAAGGAAGGCUACUUGGCAGCAAACUGGGGAAAACACCUGGCAACUAAAGAGAAGAAACAGAUGUCAAGCAGCAUUUGAGGCAACAGACUGUAAAGCAAAGAGCAGAGGUGCAGGCACCAAAGGAUGAUACAGCACAGGCACAACAGGAGCAGGGGACCCCCAGAAUGUACAAGAUUGAUGAGUUGACAAGCUGGGAUUGGUGCAACAGGGAGGCGGAAAAGAGUGAUAUAGGCCUGGAGGAAAGUGGAGAAGAGUGGAGAAUAUUUUACAGAAAAUGAGUGGGCAGCUCCGGCUGAGAAGGAGAGUACCUAGCCUCUCGAAUGCUAGGAAUUUCCGGGAGAGAUUCGGCCUCUCGAAUUGCCGAAACUUGAAAUGUUUUACUUUUGCUUUCUAUUAAUGCAGUGUUUUGUGCUAUGGAAGAGAGAAGGGAUAAAUGCAGAAAAGUACUCAAGAGGCAAUAAUCUAAGGCUUCUUUUCUUAAGUACUGAGGCAAGUUACCUUUGUUAAGACAUUUUUUCUCUUUGAAAUUGCUGAAACCAUGCCUCAAUUUCCCUUGGCUCAACUUUGUAUCGUGCGGAAUGGCUUGACAGGCCCAGGAAAAUAGUCUCACUGUGUCAUUUUGCAUCAAGGAAGACAGGAAAAAUGGCAUGAGUAGAGUAGUUAAUUGCAUGUUUUCUUACUAUUUAAUUUAAUUUUUUUGUACGUGAUACUAUUAUUUCCUUAAUAUGCAGAACGAAUGUUCUAGUCAAGCCCUUAAUUAAGAAAAUUUAUACAUUCUGUAAUUAAUGGGGUAACUAAUCGGCAGAAUAAGUACUCUAAGAAAAAGCACAGGAGUUAAAUUUGAAAGACAUGAGAAUAUGUUUAAUGUGAUAUUUUCUAUGCCAUUUUUUUCCUUCUAAGGCAUGCAAAUUUGUAUUGAAUCACUGCUUCAAAUUUUGACCUUAGAACAAAUCUGAAAGAGGAGCAUAAAUGUUGGAGAUUAUAUCCUCAAAAUGAUUGAAAUGCUCAUGCAUGUGGGAGCUUCUCCAAUUACAAUGAAUUCUCUCUGUGAAAUCCUUUGAUGACUUAUUAUGAUAGUUUUGAUGCUAACAGGCAGGUAGAAGAUGCCAUGAAUUUGCUGAAGAAUCAAAGUUGAAAUAUGAUACAAUUUUUAAGAAAUUUUGCAGAUUGAGAGUUUGUGUAUGGAAAUGCAGAACCAGUUUAUCUUAUUAAUGGAAGAAGAAACUUCGUUGACACACUUGUCAGUAAAAAGAUAAUCUUCCAGAUGAAACAAAAGAUCAAUCCCGUUCUUAACACUUUCGUGGUAAUUGAAACAGGGAAUUUUCCAAACUAAACUUGGGAAACUUUGAAGGGAGGAAGAAUGGGUUUUGGAAGUAGUUGAAAGAGCUCAUUUAAUGGCCAUGCCAAUGGAGGACCGAAUUACAUCAUGCACUGAAGAAAACUUGAUUCAGGCACUUGUAAGCAAAAUUAAAAUGUACAAGAUGAAACAAUUGGUCAAAUCCUGGUCUUUACAUCUGCUUGGUUUGCAAAUAACGCCUAUCCAAAAUAUUAGGAGUCUGAUCCUAACAGAAGAUUCGCAAAAGGAGUUGGACCACAAACAAAUUCAUUAUCAAACGCGGCAGACAAAUUGCAAAAUAAAAUUGAUAAAGUUGAAAAUUUAUUAUCACAAACUGAAUUUUCAACGACCUGCCUGUACGGCAUCCCCGUUGGGCUGUCUCGAGAAUCAGCCAUGUAUGCGCCCACAUAUUGGCUUAGGGCACUGGUUUCAUCCUACCUUAGACUCAUCAGGAGAGCGGCUCUAAGUCCUGACCAGUUUGUGCAGGGUUGGUAUAGUCUCCUUUUCAAUGCACUACCACAACAAUAUUGUACACGCCCUGUGGUUAGAGCAUUCCCAAUUAUAGAUAUUGCAUCCGCGAACCCAAUGACCAUGUACACUCACUCUUAAAUGCCUCAUCACUUGUAGUUGUCCAAAGCUCUGUCAUGACUCCCAACCUGAGCCCCUGACAAACUCUCCCACUCAAAAUGAAGCAAGCCCUCGUGCUCCACUCAGCUCGCAAAAUACCCCUAAUCCUCCAUUGGCUACAUUGAAUGACCACGCAAUGAUUGUCCCCCAUUUUGGCUAAAGGGACACCCAACCUCCUGUCAAGCACAACAUACCUCGUCAUGUCAAUUUCCACAUGACACCCCGGAAGACCCCCAUCCUCCACCUGGUGCACCCCCUUGCUAUGACAUGAUGUAUUCUUGGCAUUUGCUUCUUAACUCUUGGAUUUUCACAUGCCCCACGCAAAAUGUCAGUCUCUUGCCGCCUGCAGUUGCUUGGAGGGGUCUCUUUUUACUACCACAACAUUGGCUAUGGUUUGGCUCUGAUACCAAAUGUCACAAGUUGAAUUUUCACUGACCUGCCUAUGCAGCAUCCCUGAUGGGCCGUCUUGGGGAUUAGUCUUGCAUUUGCCUCCCAAAUGCUGGAUGUAGGAAGAUAUUUUUCGUAUUGUUUUAUUAAGAUGGAAAAAUGAUUUUGUAAUGCAUUGUGAACUAAGUUGUAUUGAGAUUAUCUUCAAACAAUACACCAGUAGUGCAUCUUUUGUUUAAA